Rubroshorea leprosula is the source of this 2701-nucleotide messenger RNA. The record is from the annotation of a GenBank genome assembly. Lineage: Eukaryota; Viridiplantae; Streptophyta; Magnoliopsida; Malvales; Dipterocarpaceae.
CAAGGAAAAAUGGAGAAUUUUCCCACCAAAUCCUUGUUCCGUUUUUUUUGCUUCUGUAUUGUCUUUUGUAGGAUGACGGAGCUUCAGGUGGCUACGGCACGGAACAAUGGAGCGGGGAAGAUUCCUAUAGGUGUGGUUCUUGACUUGGACUCGCGGGUUGGCAAGGAACGGCUGCGUUGCAUCAACAUGGCUCUUUCCGACUUUUACUCCUACUACGGCGGUCACUACAGAACAAGGCUGGAUUUACGCAUCAAAGACUCCAAGAAUGAUGUUAUAGGAGCGGCGGCCGCAGCUCUAGAUUUGGUAAAGAAUGAACAUGUGCAAGCAAUCAUAGGACCAGGAAACUUAAUGCAGGAAAAUUUUAUCAUAGAUCUUGGAAAAAAAUCUCGAGUACCCAUUAUCUCCUUUGCAACCACUCCUCUUACUUCCAGGCGGAGCCCAUAUUUGUUCCGAGCAACCCAAAGUCACUCAUCUCAGAUCAAAGCCAUUGCUGCCAUUGUCCAUGCCUUUGGAUGGAGAGAAGUCGUGCCCAUAUUUGUAGAUAAUGAGUCUGCUGAAGGGAUUAUACCUUACCUAUCUGAUGCCUUGGAAGAAGUUGAUGCUCUGGAAGAAGUUGAUGCUCGGAUUCCUCAUUGGAGCAUUAUCCCGCCUGGGGCCACCGAUGAGGAAGUUAAGGGAGAGCUAUAUAACUUAAAGAAAUUGCAGACUACAGUCUUCAUCGUUCAUAUGGACCCAACUCUUGGGUCAAAGGUUUUUGACAUAGCAAAAGAGAUUGGAAUGAUGAGUGAAGGAUAUGUUUGGAUAAUAACUGAUAAGAUGACAAAUCUUUGGAGUUUGGUUGACCAUUUUGAUACGGAUUCCAUGCAGGGAGUAUUGGCUAUAAGGAAUUAUGUUCCAAAAUCAAAUGAGUUUGAUAAUUUUAAGGUAAGAUGGAAGGCAAAAUUGGACAUCUUUGGAUUAUGGGCUUAUGAUGCUACAUUUGCAUUGGCCAAGGCAGUAGAGAAACUUGGCACAAAAAAUUUUAGCUUUGAUGUGUCAAAUGUUUCGGGAAGCGCAAGAACAGAUCUUGAAUCUUUUGGGGUUUCCCAAAAUGGACCAGAACUCAUCCGGGCUUUGUCAAGUAUAAGAUUUAAAGGCCUUAGUAGUGAAGAAUUUAGCUUGGUUAAUGGGCAACUGGAGUCCUCCGUUCUUCGGAUUGUUAAUGUAAAUGAAAAUUUUGAAAGAGGGAUUGGGUUCUGGACAUCAAAGUCUGGACUGGUUAAGAGACUAGAUUUUGAAAAUGUGACAAGGAAUUCCGCUUCCAAGGCUAAUCUUGGAACCAUCAUAUGGCCUGGAGAUCCCCAGUCCGUUCCCGAAGGCUGGAAAACUCAGACUUUGAAGAUUGGAGUACCAGUCAAGAAUGGAUUUAUUGAAUUCGUGGAGGCACCAAAUGAUACAAGCCCCAAUUCCAUAGUUAGCCCCAAAGGCUAUUGCAUUGCAGUCUUCAAUGCUACAAUGAAGACAAUAAAAUACAACGUCACUUACAAUUUCUAUGCUUUUAAAAUGCCUGAUGGUGAGAAGACUGGAUAUUAUGACCAUUUGGUCUAUCAAGUUGCUUAUGGGAAAUAUGAUGCGGUGGUGGGAGACAUUUCCAUCCGUGCAGAAAGGUCAUUGUACGUUGACUUCACGUUGCCAUUCAUGGAAUCUGGAGUGGUCAUAGUGGUGCCUAUUAAAGACGAUGAAAACAAGAAUGCAUGGGUGUUCUUGAAGCCUUUGACAUGUGACCUCUGGGUGGCCAGCGGUUGUUUCUUUGUCUUCAUUGGGUUUGUCAUCUGGGUGCUUGAGCACAGAAUCAAUGGAGAUUUCCGUGGACCACCUUCGCAUCAUGUUGGAACCAGCUUGUGGUUCUCCUUCUCAACCAUGGUUUUUGCACAUCGGGAGAGGGUAGUGAGCAAUUCAGCGAGGUUUGUGGUGGUAAUUUGGUGCUUUGUGGUACUCAUUCUCACACAGAGCUACACCGCUAGCUUAGCUUCUCUUUUGACAGUUCAACAACUGCAACCAUCUGUGACUGAUUUAAACGAGUUGGUGAGGAAAGGGGAGAAUGUUGCAUACCAAGAUGGCACCUUCGUCCAGGGAAUCGUCCAGAAAUUUUUCGAUCCAUCCAAGAUCAAGACAUUUAAGUCAGUGGAAGAUCUUGAUGAACUUUUCACCAAGGGAAGCGCCAAGGGUGGUAUAGCGGCUGCUUUCGACGAAAUUCCUUACAUGAAUCUGUUUCUUGAAAAAUAUCCUGACAAAUACACCACCAUUGAACCAACGUUUAAGACUGAGGGUUUUGGAUUUGUCUUCCCAAAAGGUUCUCCUCUUGGAGCAGAAGUUUCUAGGGCAAUCUUAAGACUCUCAGAAGGUGACACAAUAAAAAACUUAGAAGAGAGAUAUCUUCCGAAAAGAACCAGAUGUCUUGAUUCACGUACCUCUAAUUCUUCUAAAAGUCUGGGUCUUGAAAGCUUUUGGGGCCUCUUCCUUAUUACCGGGGUUGCUGCAAUAUUAGCUCUUAUUAUCUUUGCAGCUGAGUUUCUGUAUGAACAAAGGGAAGUCUUGCGAGCCUCUGGAAUCUCAAUCUGGAAACGAAUCCUUCAAUUGAUAAGAAACUUUGACCUCAAGGACUUGACCUCUCACGCCUUUUAGGAAGAGAGAAUGAAGUAAAUGAACGAAUUCCAUUGAU